Messenger RNA from Insectozyma verbasci, 876 nucleotides. The record is from the annotation of a GenBank genome assembly. NCBI's taxonomy places the organism in Eukaryota, Fungi, Ascomycota, Pichiomycetes, Serinales, Debaryomycetaceae.
AUGUCAGAUUGGAUAUCUACUUUCCCAGGUUAUAAGAAUCUUCUAUCAGCAAGUAAAAAAAUCAUAGGUAAAAUAAUUUCAACUGGUUCUGUUCCAUCCCACGUUGGUAUAAUUAUGGAUGGAAAUCGAAGAUAUGCAAAAUCACAUAAAAUUGAAAUUAAAGAAGGUCAUAAUUUAGGUUUUGAAACUAUGGCUAAUAUAUUAGAAUUAUUAUAUGAAUCAGGAGUAAAAGUAACUACAGUAUAUGCAUUUUCAAUUGAAAAUUUUAAAAGAUCUUCAUUUGAAGUUCAAUGGUUAAUGGACCUCGCGAAAUCAAAAUUUAAUCAAAUAAAUCAACACGGGUUUCUUUGUGAAGAAUAUGGGGUAAAGAUAAAAAUAAUUGGCAAUUUGAAAAUGUUACCUGAUGAUGUGUUGGUUGUUUUGAAAGAAACUGAAGAAAUAACUAAAAAUAAUACUAGAGCUGUACUUAAUGUUUGUUUCCCAUAUACUUCAAGAGAUGAAAUUACAACUUCAAUAAAGAAUGUAGUUGAAGAAACUAUGAGAAAUCCAACUAUAGAAAUAAAUGAAAAUUUAAUAGAGUCAAAUUUAUAUACUAAAGAUAAUCCACCAGUGGAAUUAUUGAUUAGAACUUCGGGAACUUAUAGAUUAUCUGAUUUUAUGUUAUGGCAGGCCGUAUCACCAAAUUGCAAAAUAGUGUUUAUAAAUCAAUUAUGGCCUAAUUUUAAACCUUGGGAUAUGAUUAAAAUAUUGAUAAAUUUUGCAUUUGAAAAAUACUGGUACGCUAAUGAGAAUUCAAAAUUUGUGAAUACAUAUUAUGAUUCGGAAGAUGAAACAAUAACAUCUGAUAAUGAGUAUACGAUGACAAAAGCAAUAUGA